This is a messenger RNA of Bactrocera latifrons, 1334 nucleotides long. RefSeq names its product MORN repeat-containing protein 4 (gene rtp). Lineage: Eukaryota; Metazoa; Arthropoda; Insecta; Diptera; Tephritidae. The transcript has 4 exons. The record is from RefSeq and is a predicted model, not a curated record. The coding region runs from base 497 to 1057 and encodes 186 amino acids.
UUAUUAACUCGGCUAUAACCGCGUGAGCAGUGUCUACGCCAAUUAAGAAGAAUUACCGUUGCGCUACCGGAAGUGGCUUGCGAACCGCUAAAACAGCACAUUUCAGUUUGACAUUCAAGCUAGGUGACAAGUAGUCACUGAGGAAAUGAGUGCAUGCAAAAGAAAUUUGGUCGAAACAUUGACAAUUUCCAGGCAAAAUAUGCUAAUUAGAUUUGGAUUUGGAAAUGCACUCAAUGCUGCUGCUGUGGUAAGAAGCCAAACAAGUCGAAAAAUAUGCGCGUGUAUAGUAGACAUGUGGAAAGACGCUACGCUUGCAAGAGAAAAAACAGUUUAAAUUGUUUACUUUGUUAUGCUUAAUAUAUACAUAUUUUUUGGAGUUGAAAAUUGUUUUAUAAAAUAUUUAAGGUYAUCUUAUAAACCUUGAAAGUUUGCAUUUUACUUAACAAAUAAUUCAAUAAAAAUCUAAAUACCUUCCACAAAAGAGCCAACAAGCAGCAUGAACGACUACGAGGAUCAAAGUGUCGUAAGCGAAGUGAGUCGCGGAAWGAUGGCCGGUGGARGCGGUGGCGCCCAUUAUGGUCGCAACGAAAACACCACUUCCUUUGGUGCUGUAAAAGUUGGUGGUUGGCGAUAUGAGGACUCCACACGUUACAUCGGUGAAUGGGAUCAGCGCGGCCAGAAGCAUGGUAUWGGUCAUUUACAAUUUCCCGAUGGCACACGUUACGACGGCCAAUUCUCCGACGGACUAAGUCAUGGCCUCGGCUGUCUAUGGUUCUCCGAUGGCGCUAAAUACGAAGGUGAAUUUAUGCAUGGUUGGUUCCAUGGUCAUGGCAUAUUUUGGCGUUCCGAUGGCAUGAAAUUCGAAGGCGAAUUUCGUGGUGGCAAAAUCUGGGGACUCGGCUUGUUGACUUUUCGCGAUUUCACAAACGGYUUUCCGCGCAACGAAGGCUUCUUUCAAGACUGUCGCCUGGUGCGCAAGCAACGCUGUCCGGACGUAGUGCAACGCGCGCAAAAAUGUGCGCUUAUGGCGCGUUCGCUCUGUGACCAUCCGUAUUAGCCUUAAGCAUGCAUGCACACAUGUACAAAAUAUACGAAUUAAUAYAGCCACACCUACAUACUUAUUCGCAUAUGCGUAUACAAACAUACAUAUGUACGAGUACGUUCCCAUAUCAGUCGGUUCUAUGGUACCGCAACGAAGUGGACUCCAACUGCUGGGUCCACAAACACACUACCAGAUGUUUCGCAAAAAGUACACAUGUUUUUGAAAUGCCACUCACUCUUGUUAUAACAAGGAAAAUAAAUAAUAUYCAUAUUAUCGUUUACGAAUAAACGUU